ACUGUCAUUCUUAGCGGAGUAUUGGUAAGCAAGCACAAUUUUGGGAAGCUGAGUUUUGGUUGUUAGUACCACAGUACAGUAAGAUACAGUGACGUGUUUGUCUUCAUUGACAUUUAGGCUAGAUACAAAUUGACAUUAGGCCUAUAUCAAAUUCAACGUGAAGGGGCUUGGUGGUUAUCCCCGAGCGCGUCAAGCUGCCUGUGUCACAGGCAUUACGCCAGGCUAUGUACCACCAAACGCCAGUUGUGAAGAAAAAAACAGAAAAAAUCAAAAGGUAGACUCUUGGGUGUAUCGUGUGGUGAAUCACGAUAAACAAAGCCUAAUUAGUUCAGAAAUUUAAAUAUUCGGCUAGCUGCUAUUUGCAGCUGAAGAUUAUGUGAGUGGGGAACUCGCCCGCUGCGUUCCGGAGUAAGAAUGUGUGGCAAGGGCAUGGUACUAUGCCAGGGGCUUUACAACAGACAGUACUGUAAAGACAAGUUCACGGAUGAUUCGAGGAGAGACAGCAGCAAACACUGGUACAAGUGCGGAAAGCAGCAAGGAUGUCAGGGGAAAAGGAGAAGGGCACAUGGAUAUCCCGAGCCCCGCAGACUGAAUCGACGAAGACCACGUCCAUCAGGUACGGUCUUGCGCCCUGUAAACAUAAAAGGAAACAGGGCACCAGGUAUGAGAGCACCAAGAAAUACAAACCAGUUUCUUAUGCACGAAAAGUAUCAGAUGAUGCAUAUGCGAUCAGAUUCCGUGGGAACGGAGAGUGGAUCGGACUGUGAAAUGGAUUUUGCGGAUAUGGACUCUUAUCUUGGUGUUUUGGAGAACGCUAGAGGCGCACUGUUGGACAGUCUUGAGCUCUCUUCAAAGCCAUCAGCUUUAUUUUGUCCUCAACAAUUGGCCAAAUGUCAAGCAUAUCCCUUCUUCGGCUUCGCUGAGCUUGAUCAAGAGGAAAGUAUGCAGUAUUAUCCAUCUGAAGAUGACGUUAAUCAAAGUGAAGAUUUCAUGCAAAAAGACUUCAAUGAAUUUUGUAGUACUAUUGCUCCACUUGUGUAAAGGAUCUGUUUGUGUUCACGUCAGAUUUUUAAAUAAUUUAUGUUAAAGUUUCAUUUGACGGGAGCAAAACCUUCCACAUUCAGUUUUUUUUCUGUAGGCCUGCAUGAAUUUGUCAAGCCUAUGUUGUUUUGACGGGCGUUGGGGUAGGAGUGUGACUAACCAGCCAAUCACAUUUCAGCUUGUCCGAUGGCAACACACUUCUUGUUUAAAGUUGCCCUAUGCAAAUGGUAUUGGGAAAUAAAUUAAAUUGGUUGUUGUUUUUGCUAUUUCUGCAUGUAUGUGACGUAGACAGGUUACUACUCAGUGUCAACAAUAAGGCAAGGCUUAGGACACGCAGGAAACGUGUGUGGGUUAGAGAUUGAUAUCCUGGGCAGCCUAUCUUGGAGUUGGUGCACUUGAAAUGUCUUGUAGCCUACGGUGUCUUAAUGGGGAUGUAUGUUACUAAUAAACUAGAUAUAUAUCUAUGGGAUAAACAAUUAGCAUGUCAUCACAAGCAAGCGUUUUACCUUAUUUACUGCAGAUGUGACUCAUUUGAUACUCAAUCAUAAUACUACUUCUGUGCAAUAAAGAAGUGCGACAUCUCCAAGUA
Molecule: messenger RNA, 1630 nt
Organism: Alosa alosa (allis shad)
Lineage: Eukaryota; Metazoa; Chordata; Actinopteri; Clupeiformes; Clupeidae
Exons: 1
Coding region: 415-1041 (208 amino acids)
Source: RefSeq, a predicted model, not a curated record